Messenger RNA from Colletotrichum gloeosporioides, 1461 nucleotides. RefSeq lists its product as uncharacterized. NCBI's taxonomy places the organism in Eukaryota, Fungi, Ascomycota, Sordariomycetes, Glomerellales, Glomerellaceae. The transcript is spliced from 2 exons. The coding region runs from base 1 to 1461 and encodes 486 amino acids. The record is from RefSeq and is a predicted model, not a curated record.
AUGAUAUCAGAGUUCUCUGAUGCCCCGAGUAUAUGGGCUACCAUCCAGCAUUGGAUACGUAGUUGCGAUGACAAACAUUCUCUAUGCAAAGUCCAGUCGACCUUUAUUCCGAUACGUCUCCUGAAGCUACAUACGAGCGGUGGGGAGAGAAGUUUCCGCCUGGUCCUGCGCGAAGAAGUUGAGCCGGGAUCGGAAUACCUUGCGCUAAGCCAUUGCUGGGGAAACAAAUCCUGGGACCUGGAUCUCACACUUAGAGCUUCAACGCUCAUUGACUUAUCGAGAGGCAAGCCACUAUCUUGUCUUCCAAGGACGUUCAAGGACGCCUUCGUCGCCCUGGAACGGCUUGGACUACAGUACAUAUGGAUAGACCGCUUGUGUAUCUUUCAAGAUUCCGAGGUUGACUGGAGUCAGGAGUCCUCAUCGAUGCAUCAAGUGUUCAAGAGUGCAUUUCUUUGCAUCGCAGCCUUGGGUGCGGAAAACGAUGAAGGGGGCCUCUACUUUCAACGGGAUCCGAAGGAUAUCAAGCCCAGUGUUAUCGACUUAUCACUGUUUGGCACGCAAACUCAUGUGUUAACGAGUGGGAGAUAUUCUUGCUUCAUCAAAAAAGCCUUGACCACGCAACUUUAUUUUUAUGGGAGUGCCAUGAAAUGCAUUGUUCUGAGAGCCAACCUGAUGCCGACUGGUUGGGGAUCCGAACUGCAUUACGCUCAAUGGUGUGAGCUACUUGGGUAUUACACGAAAUGCCAACUUACCAAAUCACGAGAUAAGCUGGUGGCAAUAUCGGCUAUUGCUAAAGAAACAAAAAGCUUCUUAAAACCCCUUGGCGAAGAAACCAGAUAUUUGGCUGGGAUAUGGGAGGCCAAAUUACCUGAAGCUUUGGCAUGGCGUGUGCAUCCAGACAGUGUAUGCGGGAGACGGCCGGUCGAUUACCGGGCACCUUCAUGGUCCUGGGCCGCAGUAGAUGGGAAAAUCAGGAGUUCCACUAAGUCUCCUAACAGUGACUCAUUGGCCGAAGUCAUGUCAGCAGAGACAACUCUCCUGACAGAUGAUGAAACUGGCCAGGUUACGGAUGGCGCCAUUACACUUCAAGCUGCAGUGCUGCCGGCCACAAUUGAUGAUGCUUACCCAUACCCGGAAUGGUGGAAGCGGAUGAAAGCAAUCACGUCUCGUCAAGUCACGUUGUCAAGUUUUCAUGAGCCUGGGCUUCAAGCUAUAAAUGGAUCUAUAAUUGAGUCCAUGGCCCAAGCCUGGGUUCAUUUCGACACUUACGAUGACAUUUGCACCGACAUUCAGUUUGUACCUUUAUAUAUCGGUUGGUCAUCUAUGUUGGGACUCGCCUUGGUCCCCGAGGAGGGGAAGUUCAGACGGGUUGGUGUGAUUGUAGUCACAAUCCCGACUGACAAGGAAGCAGCCUUGGCAUUCAUAGGUCAACUUUCUCGACAGAGUGUGGUUAUUAGAUAG